AUCUGGCCAAUAUAACACUACAUACAGAUUGCACCAUUUGUCUAGAGCGGACAUACAGUUUGCCACUUGCUUGGUACACUAGACUAGACUCCCUUCCCGGUGUCAUUUGCUCCAUCGUAGUUAUUUGAUGCAGCGUAUUAUUUUACACAAAUGGCCCAGUUUUUCUGAAGUGUGAUUUUUUUACAGGUGAUUAUACAAGGAGUCGAUUCACUUUGACUCAAAUCCCAACGCUUCAGAAUCGAGGAAUCGGUUCUUUUUUAAUCGAUUCCCAGCCCUAGGAACAAACAGCCCGUCAGACCGGUGACGUGAAUAAGAUGAGCAUAUACAGUUGCUGACCCCUCCAUGGAAGAGGCCAGCGAUGAGGGGUUUUUACUCAAAGCUGGACUCCUCGUCUUUAGGCACGACCAUGCCUCUAAAUCUGGCUGUAGAGACAGAGAAAGCUCAGGCCCUGCUCCAGACCUUCAGCACUGCCUCCGUGCUAGCCAGCACAGGCCUGGGAGCUUUCUGUUUUUUUGCGGACCACUUUCUGACCCUGCCUUUCAUCCAGCACCAUCUAUGGCUCAGGGCUUUGCUGGACAAUGCGGUCCACGGCAUAAUUGGACUCUGGUCCUGGGCCAUUGUGAUUGGGUUGAGGAAAAGAAGUGACUUCUAUGAAGUCGUUUUGGCUGGGUUCCUGGCCUCUGUCAUUGACCUGGAUCACUUCUACUUGGCUGGAUCAUUGUCACUUAAAGAUGCUGUGAAUCUGCCCCAUCGGCCUCCCUUGCACUGCUCCACACUGAUCCCAGCACUGUGUUUCUCUCUGCGCCUCCUCAUGUGGGCGUGUCGGCUAAAGGACUCCUGGUGUUCCCUGCCCUGGAUGCUCUUCAUCUCACUGGCCUCGCAUCACAUACGUGACGGGAUUCGUCACGGCCUUUGGAUUUGUCCGCUUGGAAACACGGCGCCUAUCUCUUACUGGCUCUACGUCACCAUCACGGCCACACUGCCCCACCUGUGUUCAGUGCUCAUGUAUCUGACUGGUACAAGAGACAUGAUCUCCACCAAACAUGGAGUCACCAUUGACGUCUGACGUCUGUCUUAACUGUGGUACUUUGUUUCCUAUAGCAAAGUUUGAGUUUCCUUAUGAGGAAAUUUCAUAAUUACUAUUAUUGUUUUUCUCUCUUCCUGUAAUAUGGUUGGUACUGAACUAGUUGGGCAGGUAUUAGUGUGACAUCAUGUUAAAUUGACUGUGAGUGUGAAUAUUUUAAAUAUGUAUGGUGUAGAUUGAGGCUGGGGCGAAAUGCCUAAAACAAUUGUCUUCAUACUUUUUAGUCUUUCUUUAUAUAUUUUUAUUUAAAAAAAAUUCAGUGGAACCAAACAAGCAUUGUUGCUAAGAUUCAAAGUACUUGAUAAAAGAUUUAAAACCAAGCAAAUAAUAUUUUCUAUAAUGUAUAAUUAUAGACAUUUCAUAAUAUGCAUAAUUUCAUAAAAUUAAUAUGCGCUAAAUAUAAAAAUGAAAAGUUACUACUUUGUAGCGACAUCAUUUUCCUAAAACAUUCUGAAAAGCAAACUGCAAAACACCAACUAUGUCAACAAAGAUAAAUAAUUCAAUUGGUUUUGAAAGCAAGAGAGUUUAAGUCUAGUAAACUCUAACUUUGUUAUUGCGUUAGAAUUUCAAUCAGAGAUUAUAUACAUCUAUGUAGGCUACUGUUUAUUCCUAUUAUGUUUUGUCACUUUGCAUAAAAAUCAUAAAGAUAUUCAUGAUGUGGCUUAAUAUUAUAGUGCCAACGAAAUACACAAAAUAAUGAAUAAUAGGUCACCCAGUUCUAGUGUAGAUGGUCUGCAGAUUUUAAGGCUUCAUCAGUGUGUUGUCAUUUUUAGCUUAGUCUUAUACGCUUUACACUUUACCACACAAUUGUUGACAUUUUAUGUCUUUUUUUUUGAUGAGGAACAACUGUAAGACUCAUGAAGUCCAGGAACAUAAUGCAGAAUGAUUGUAUAUAGAUGCUAUUCGUUUUGCAGUUGAAGAUUGCAGGUAUAUUUACGUGAUUGAUUUUUUUAACCUUUUACAACCAUACAAAGAUAAUAUCUACUUGCUGCCUUGCCACCUGAAGUUAUUGUGUAUAUGAAUACAUCAGUUGUGUUUUAUUUAUGAACUACUGUCCUCCUCCACUUCUAUGUUAACAAAUUACAACACUGUAACACUUUCCUUUAUAUACACUCUUAAAAAUCAAGGUGUUUCAUGAAGGAAUAAUGACCUUUUUUGUCUAAAUGGUUCUUUGAGUAUCCAAACAAGUUUUUUUAGAUCCCUGUCUAGAACUUUUUAACCACAUUUAUUUUUAAGAGUGUACAGACAUUGCAAUUAUGUGGACUUCACUGCACAAGUUUUUUUUUGUAAUCUGUAGUGUGCCAUUACAUUAUUUUAAUACUUAAGAGGUAGGGGAAUAAGGGAAAUGAAUAUGAUUUGUGUGAAAAGCCAUGUUGCUGAAAGCAGCCUGAAAAACCAAAUACUGCUGUUGGGCUAUUCACUCAUAUUGGCAUUUUUCUUUCAGGUUUAUCAAACUUGACAUUGUUAAAUAUUAGUAUUUAUAGUACAUGAGUUGUUGCAGUGGUCAUUGUGCUUGUAUUUAUGACAUUUUAUUAUCAACGCUGUAUUUUUUAUACAUAGCCUAAGCUUAAUUUGACUAUUUAUUCAUAUUUAUUAUCUCUGU
This is a messenger RNA of Misgurnus anguillicaudatus (oriental weatherfish), 2687 nucleotides long. RefSeq names its product transmembrane protein 267 (gene tmem267). The record is from RefSeq and is a predicted model, not a curated record. NCBI's taxonomy places the organism in Eukaryota, Metazoa, Chordata, Actinopteri, Cypriniformes, Cobitidae.